UUUUUUUUUUUUUGACUUUUCGUUCAUCACUCACCCUAUCUUCGUAUUUGAACUCUCUACCCCGGAGACGGAGAGAUCUGAUCUUUUCCCCAAUUCGAAAACUCCCCCAAAAGAAAAAAAUGGAAGAGAUCGCCGAUCAAACCUUCUUCCGCUACUGUCUCCUCACCCUAAUUUUCUCCGGUCCACCGACCGCCGUCGCUCUCAAAUUCCUCCAAGCUCCUUACGGCAAACACAACCGUACCGGAUGGGGUCCGUCGGUAUCUCCGCCGAUUGCUUGGUUCCUCAUGGAGAGCCCGACCUUGUGGCUAACGCUCCUUGUCUUCCCCUUUGGUCGUCACGCUCUCAAUCAUAAGUCUCUCAUCUUAAUCUCUCCUUAUCUCAUCCAUUACUUCCACCGCACCAUCCUUUACCCUCUUCGUCUCCUCCGCAGCUCCUCCUCUGGAAAAAGUGGUUUUCCGAUCAGUAUCGCCGCCAUGGCUUUCACCUUUAAUCUCCUCAACGCUUAUAUCCAGGCGAGGUGGGUUUCUCACUACAAGGACGACUACGAAGACGGACUGUGGUUCUGGUGGCGGUUUAUUAUUGGUUUGGUGGUUUUUGUAGCCGGUAUGUGGAUUAACAUCACGUCAGACCGGACUUUGGUACGAUUGAAGAAAGAGAACCGUGGAGGCUAUGUGAUACCGAGAGGAGGAUGGUUCGAGCUUGUAAGCUGCCCGAAUUACUUUGGAGAAGUCGUCGAAUGGUUGGGCUGGGCUGUCAUGACUUGGUCUUGGGCCGGUAUUGGUUUUUUUCUGUACACUUGUUCCAAUUUGAUCCCGCGCGCACGUGCGAGUCACAAGUGGUAUAGUGACAAGUUCAAGGACGAGUAUCCCAAGACUCGAAAAGCUGUUAUUCCUUUUGUGUACUGAAAAUACGAUAUGUCAUGUUUAUGUCUCAACUUUAUAUAGUGAAUUUGUUCCAAAAUGUUCAGUAAUUUGGUUUAGAUUCU
Camelina sativa (false flax) is the source of this 985-nucleotide messenger RNA. Its product is annotated as steroid 5-alpha-reductase DET2. Gene Ontology annotation, cellular component: membrane. Gene Ontology annotation, biological process: brassinosteroid biosynthetic process. Gene Ontology annotation, molecular function: 3-oxo-5-alpha-steroid 4-dehydrogenase activity. The record is from RefSeq and is a predicted model, not a curated record. Lineage: Eukaryota; Viridiplantae; Streptophyta; Magnoliopsida; Brassicales; Brassicaceae.